Penaeus monodon (black tiger shrimp) is the source of this 1062-nucleotide messenger RNA. Its product is annotated as exocyst complex component 5-like. Lineage: Eukaryota; Metazoa; Arthropoda; Malacostraca; Decapoda; Penaeidae. The transcript has 3 exons. The record is from RefSeq and is a predicted model, not a curated record. Bases 1 to 1062 code for a protein of 353 amino acids.
AUGCCUUCUACUGGGCGACCAUUUACCACUAGAAAGCCAACAACAACGAGCACUGUGGAACCAUACACAUCAUCUUCUACAACAAUCGAACCUACAACCCUAACGACCAUAACAACAGUCAGAUUCACAGAUCCAACUACUACCUCCACAACACCUGAACCUUCACCACCAACUUCCACCACAACACUCAUAGCCACAGAUGCAAGUACCUCUACAACACCUAAACCUUCUUCACCACCAACAACCACCACAACAGUCAAACCCUCAGUUCCAAUAACCUCUACAACAACCAAGCCUUCACCACCAACCACCACCACAACACCUUCAGAUCCAACAACAUCAACGACACUCAGACCCACAACUCCUACAACUACAACAACGUCCAAGCCACCAUCCCCAACAACCAGUACCACAAUCACGACCACGAGCAGCACAGUUCCGCCGACGAGUAAGCCAAGCCCUGCGUCGCCUACUCUUUCGGGAGAGGGAGUCAGCGAGUCUUACGAACCUCCCCUUUUCCCCGGAGGUUCAACCCACGCUGAGGAGGAGCGGGAGGAAGAGGAGGAGGCUGAACCAUUUGAACCUCCUCCGUUCCCCGAUGUGUUCAGCGACCCGGAUGUACGAGAUCGCCUCAGGGAGUUCUAUGAGAAUGGAGACUUCAGCCAUUCAGAACUCAUUUCCAGGUUGAAUUUCGACCCGGAUAACUAUGAGUAUUAUUAUGAUGGGGAAUAUGAUUAUUCUGAUUAUCAGUUAUAUAAUGAAUUAUACAAUGUGGCCACAAAUUUUGCACUUCUAUUAGACUGCAGAACCUCAGGGCCCACUUUAAAAUGGAAAAAUAGAACCAUUCUUAAAAAACACUCAAGUCAAUCCUUCUCCUCUCAAUCUAACUCAGAAUCUCUGAUACAAUCUGGGUUUACAUACAAAAUUCUCCUGCAAGAGCUAGGACAGUGCCUGCUUUCAAAUGAUUUUGGACGUGUUCAUUUAGUGAAGCAAAAUGCAAAAAAGACAGCCUUUGCUACAAGUCACAGUCAUGUAGUCAAGGCUGAACUAGUUUGGACAUAA